Messenger RNA from Neltuma alba, 3441 nucleotides. Its product is annotated as probable leucine-rich repeat receptor-like serine/threonine-protein kinase At3g14840. The transcript has 24 exons. Gene Ontology annotation, molecular function: protein kinase activity; ATP binding; protein binding. The coding region runs from base 4 to 3012 and encodes 1002 amino acids. NCBI's taxonomy places the organism in Eukaryota, Viridiplantae, Streptophyta, Magnoliopsida, Fabales, Fabaceae. Gene Ontology annotation, biological process: protein phosphorylation. The record is from RefSeq and is a predicted model, not a curated record.
GCCAUGAACCUCAUUCUGCUGCCAUUUUUCUUCGCAAGGAUGGCUUUAGGCUCUCUUGUUCCAGAAGAAGUGGAAGCUUUGAGAGACAUAGGGAGGACGCUGGGGAAGAAGGACUGGAACUUCAGCGGCGAUCCAUGCAGCAGAGGACUCAGUGGAUGGAACGUCGACUGUUCGGUGGGAAAUACCGGCGGCCACAUCAUUAGCAUCAAUCUACGAGAAGGGAGUCUUCAAGGAACUCUACCGCCGGAGCUAGUUAGGUUGCCGUACCUUCAAGACCUGGACCUUACACGCAAUUACCUCAGCGGCAUAAUCCCUCCAGAAUGGGGCUCUAUGAAACUUGUUAAAAUCAUCCUCCUCGCCAACCGUUUAACGGGUUCAAUCCCAGCAGAGCUGGCAAACAUUUCCACUCUCGAGAUUUUAAACAUUGGUUUCAAUCAAUUUUCGGGAAAUCUUCCUACUGAGCUUGGGAAACUACCUCGGCUUCAAAGACUGCAUCUUGCUUCAAACAAUUUUACUGGGCAAAUACCUGCAACAUUCGCUGGGCUAACCAACUUGACUCACUUUCGAAUCAGUGACAACAAAUUCUCCGGAAAGAUACCCGAUUUCAUUGGGAACUGGAAGACUCUCCGCAUGCUAGCAAUUGUGGCGAGUGGCUUGAGCGGGCCUAUUCCUGCUGGACUUUCUCUUUUAGUAAACUUAGUUGAUCUGAGAAUUAGCAAUUUAAAUGGACCCGAUUCAAAUUUUCCACAACUUGAUAAUAUGACAAAGUUGGAAACAAUCAUAUUGAGGAGCUGCAACAUUGUUGGAUCUCUUCGACUUGACUUUACCGAGAGCAUGUCUUAUUUGCUUGUGUUGGACCUCAGCUUUAACAAAUUGAGUGGAGAAAUGCCAUCCAGCUUCACACGUCAAUCACAAGUGAAAUUCUUAUAUUUGUCAGGAAACAUGCUAAGUGGACCAGUGCCUGAUUGGUCAAUAAGAAGUGAAAACAAUGUAGACCUUUCUUACAACAACUUCAGCAUCAGCAACUUGAAGCCUUCACUUUGUACACAACAGAAUGUGAAUUUAUUCGCAAAUCCUUUGGGAGGAAACAAGUCCGGACUCAUCCCAUGCUCCAGAGUGUGUCCUAAAGCUUACUAUUCGUUCCGCAUAAAUUGUGGUGGAAAGGAAGUAUAUGUUGGAGGGAAAAAAUACGACGAAGACCUUAUCGAGGGACAGGCAUCUCAAUUGUUCGUGAGUGAAAGAUCAAACUGGGCAUUCAGUAACACUGGUCACUUCAUUGAUGAUGAUCAACGUCUCUCAAAAUCUUACAUUGCGGAUAAUGAUAAUAAUAAUUCAGGACUACUCUUUAUGCCGAAUUCUGAACUUUACACAAAUGCACGCCUCUCCCCCAUUUCUCUGACUUACUAUGGUUUUUGUCUGGAGAAUGGUAACUACACAGUAAACCUUCAUUUUGCUGAGAUAAUGUUUACUGCUGAUAAAAGCUUCAGGCGCUUGGGAAGACGAGUAUUUGAUGUUUACAUUCAGGGAAAAUUGGUGCAGAAGGAUUUCAAUAUUGCAGAUGCAGCAGGAGCUGGUAAGGCGAUCACAAGAAAUCACACUGUUGUAGUUAACAAGAACGAUUUGGAGAUUCGCUUAUAUUGGGCUGGGAAAGGGACAGCCAGUGUUCCUGAUAGAGCGGUAUAUGGCCCUCUCAUAUCAGCAAUUUCUGUGGAUGCAGGUGUCUCGUAUUGCUUAAUAAAUUAUAUUUUCUUGUCAAUCACUAAAUUCUGUGAUAUACUCUGUAGACGGUAUACGUCAUCUUUGAUGUUUAUGUUACCAGAUUUUGCAAUCCCCUCGCAUAGUCGAGGUCGUCUACCUUUAGGAGUUGUUAUUGCAAUUGUGGUUGUAGGGGCAAUUAUGAUUGGCUUGGCUAUGCUUUGCUGGAUAUACUUUGCAAAGGAAAAAAGUACACUUGAUCAAAAAGCUUUGGACAUGCGAACUGGUUCCUUUACCUUGCGGGAAAUUAUGGCAGCCACAAACAACUUCGACGAUGGCAAUAAGAUUGGAGAAGGAGGUUUUGGUCCUGUUUACAAGGGCUUCUUGUCAGAUGGAACCGUGAUAGCCGUCAAGCAACUCUCUUCUAGAUCACGUCAAGGGAAUCGUGAGUUCUUAAAUGAGAUAGGGAUGAUUUCUGCUUUGCAGAACCCUCAUCUUGUUAAGCUUUAUGGAUGCUGUGUUGAGGAAAGUCAACUACUUCUGAUAUAUGAGUACAUGGAAAACAAUAGCCUUGCCCGUGCUUUAUUUGGCCUAGAAAAUUGCUGGCUAGAGCUGGAUUGGUCCACAAGAAAAAAUAUUUGCAUUGGUAUAGCCAAAGGUUUGGCUUUUCUGCAUGAAGAAUCAAGACUGAAAAUUAUUCAUAGAGACAUUAAGGCCACUAAUGUUCUACUUGAUAAAGAUCUUAAUCCCAAGAUUUCUGACUUUGGUUUGGCCAAGCUUUAUGAAGAGGACAACACACACAUUAGCACCAAAAUUGCUGGAACUCGUGGUUAUAUGGCCCCUGAAUACGCAAUGCAUGGAUAUUUGACCAAGAAAGCAGAUGUUUAUAGUUUUGGAAUUGUACUUCUAGAAAUCAUCAGCGGCAAAACCAAUACCACUCAACUGUCAGUGGAAGAAUGUUUUUAUUUGCGCGAUUGGGCACAUCAUUUGAAAGGAGGUAAUCUGAUGGAUCUGGUGGAUCCAAGGUUGGGUGAGGACUUUAACAGAGAGGAAAUAAUGGUUGUGAUUGAUGUGGCUCUCCAAUGCACUGAAAACUCUCCAAGACUACGGCCUAUCAUGUCCAAAGUGCUUAACAUUCUUGAAGGCAGGCCUUUUGUUGGAGAGGUAGUCUCAGAUGAUGAGAGUGAGAUUAUGGAUGGCGACUUGAAAUUGGAUUGGACGAAGAAAGAAGAAGCUGAUGAAGAUGAAACCCAGGCGGUAAUUUUGUCAAGCCAUCGGUCUCAUACUACAUAUAAAUCUUUUUCUCAAACGAAAUAGGGCGCCAUCAUCUUCUUCAGGCUGGGAGAGACUAUCGGACUGUUUUAAGGUAGAAAGGAGAGAUCGCUGUCAACUUUGGGAGCAUGCCAUUCUGCAGCAACCGGUCCUCGUCUUCUUCAAACAGCAAAAAUCGUGGAUUAUUUCUCUUGAAUCGAAUAAUAAGAGAGAUCUCAACUUUGUUGCUUCUAUUGCUGAUUUAUUCAAAGGAAACCAUGGGAACCAAAGUGGCAACCGUGGGUUAUCUUCUUCAGAGAGAGAAUACAUGACUAGACAUUCUUCUUCCCCAACCAUGAUAGUGCCCAAUGUAGUUACUAUCAUGAGCAUUUUGGUUUUUAGUAAAUGCCAUCAGUAUAGUUGUUAAACCCAUUAAAAGUGUUGCUAAUCAUAUUACUAUCCAAUGUUCAAUGAAAUCAUGCAAUAGGUCGUUUU